Dermacentor andersoni is the source of this 1040-nucleotide messenger RNA. RefSeq lists its product as uncharacterized. Lineage: Eukaryota; Metazoa; Arthropoda; Arachnida; Ixodida; Ixodidae. The record is from RefSeq and is a predicted model, not a curated record.
GCAAAGGAUUCCUCCGCAAUAGGGAAAUCGCCAAGUCGACCGCUCGACGCAGCUUCAAAGUCGGAGUCCCGCUCGAGGUUCAGCGUCGCUUCGAGGUCGCACUCAGCCUUGAAUUCGUACGUCGGAGAGCGCGACCAGGCACCAGCCACCCCGCGAGACCUUACGACGGAAUUUGAGCUGACCAGGGGCCUACCGGACGUCGGGUCAACCAUAGCGACAGAGCCGAUGGGUGGACAACACUGGAGUCGUUACCAGUCCAAGGAAGUGACAAAAACUGGAUAUCAGAAGCCGCCGUCGGAGGAGGAGGCCGAGAAUGAAUUCGAGAUCGAUCAUCGCGCCCCCACAGUACUUGCUGUUGCUGGAGACCAGAGGGCGGCCACAGCCCGGGCAAAGGACCAGGACAAGGAAGCACGUCGCGUGCCCCGCGAGGAGCAGAAGAGAAAGGGCAGGAAAUCGUCCGGCGGAUCCAGCGUGAAGUCUUCCACGGCGUCAGCGAGGCGUCAUCGAAAGCACUCCCACCCGGAGACGCCACCUGCAGUCGAUUCGGUCAAACCUUCGGCCUCUGGAAAUCCGGUAAUGACGUCAACCUACCAUCCUCAUAUGGAAGCUGCAGACGGGGCUGCUCCGCCUGCCAUCGUCACGGCUACGGCGUCCACGGCUGCUACUCCUACCCGUGUUAACGCUGCGCUCGCCGCAACAAAGGAUGCCACAAAGGUGCGGGAUGACGAGCGGUCGUCGAGGAAGUCUCAAGCGAGGAGGUCGCAGCGCAGGAAGAGCAAAGGGCAGGUCUCAACUGCCAGCUGCACGGCCACCCCUGCAUUUGUCCGAGACGCCACCGGCGAGCCAUCCGCCGCUGCACACAGUUCGGCGUUGCCAACCGCCAUCGCCGCGUCAGCCGCUUCCUUCGGCGGGAUUACACAGAAGGCAGCUGUGCAAGAGCCCGUCAAGCCCGCGGUGACGUCACUCCGCGACAGUGACGGCCGAGAACGUUAACGCGGCAAUGCCAUCGAAACCCCGGGGUUGCGAUUCCCUGCCCUCGA